This is a messenger RNA of Fomitopsis serialis, 354 nucleotides long. RefSeq lists its product as uncharacterized. The coding region runs from base 1 to 354 and encodes 117 amino acids. Lineage: Eukaryota; Fungi; Basidiomycota; Agaricomycetes; Polyporales; Fomitopsidaceae. Gene Ontology annotation, molecular function: structural constituent of cell wall. The transcript is spliced from 3 exons. Gene Ontology annotation, cellular component: fungal-type cell wall. The record is from RefSeq and is a predicted model, not a curated record.
AUGUUCUCGUUCACUCGCCUUCUCGCCGCCGCUUCCCUCGCGACCGCCGCCUUUGCAUGGGAGGAGCCCACGACCACCGUCACUGUGACUGCCACGCCCACGGCUACGUCCGUCAGCCAGUGCAACGUCGCCGGCGGCGCGCAAUGCUGCCAGACGACCACGACUGCGGGGUCCGUUGCGGGUGCCGCCGCGCUUGCGCUCAUCGGCGUUGUUGUUGAGGACCUCGAGGACCUGAUCGGGAUCGGCUGCAGCCCUCUGACUGUCGGACAGUCCUGCAGCUACGCCCCUGUGUGCUGCGAAGAGAAUGGCUUUGGCGACCUCAUUUCCAUCGGCUGCGUCAACAUUGUCCUGUGA